Messenger RNA from Prunus armeniaca (apricot), 2301 nucleotides. The record is from the annotation of a GenBank genome assembly. NCBI's taxonomy places the organism in Eukaryota, Viridiplantae, Streptophyta, Magnoliopsida, Rosales, Rosaceae.
AUGGGGCAUCAUCAUAAUGGGGUUCCUCUUCCCUUCAUUUUCUCCCUUGUUGGAUUGUUUCUGUUGGCUCUGCAUGUUAACACGUCUUCAGCAGCAGAGCGGUCGACUUAUAUCGUCCACAUGGACAAGUCUCUCAUGCCCAAGUCCUACGCUAGUCAUCAACAUUGGUACUCUUCCAUUGUUGAUUCUUUCAAAGCUCAAAUUCCCACCUCAUCGGAUGGCCGCAAAAUCUCACCAUCCCUUCUGUACACCUAUGACAAUGCCUUUCAUGGGUUCAGUGCGGUUCUGUCCACAGAGGAAUUGGAGACUCUAAAAAAUUCCCCUGGUUUCGUCUCAGCUUACAGUGACAAGUCCAUUACACUUGACACCACCCAUACCACUAAAUUUCUCUCCCUCAAUCCUUCCACUGGUCUGUGGCCUGCUUCGAAUUAUGGGGAAGACAUCAUCAUUGGUGUCAUUGAUACUGGGGUCUGGCCAGAGAGUAAGAGCUUCAGAGAUGAUGGUAUGACCAAGAAACUUCCAGCUAGGUGGAAAGGAACAUGUGAGGUUGGACAAGAGUUCAAUUCCUCUCUUUGUAACUUUAAAUUGAUCGGAGCUAGAUACUUCAACAAGGGUGUCAUGGCUGCAAAUCCUGGUGUCACACUUAGCAUGAACUCUGCUAGAGACUCUCUAGGGCAUGGGACACAUACAUCUUCCACAGCUGCAGGAAACUAUGUAGAUGAUGCAUCUUAUUUUGGUUACGCUAAAGGAACAGCUAGAGGCGUAGCACCACGUUCCAGACUUGCCAUAUACAAGGUUAUCUGGAAUGAGGGUCGUUAUGCCUCUGAUGUCCUAGCUGGUAUGGACCAAGCUAUAGCCGACGGUGUGGAUGUUAUUUCGAUCUCCUCGGGCUUUGAUAGCGUGCCAUUGUAUGAGGAUCCUGUAGCCAUAGCUUCUUUUGCAGCCAUGGAGAAGGGUGUGGUGGUUUCAACUUCUGCAGGAAACGAAGGCCCCAGCCUUGGGACAUUGCACAAUGGCAUCCCUUGGGUCUUGACUGUUGCAGCAGGCACAGUGGAUCGCUCAUUUGGUGGAACAUUAACCCUCGGCAAUGGGUUAACCAUUACUGGAUUUACCUUGUUCCCAACAAAUGCCAUAGUAGAAAACUUUCCACUGGUUUACAACAAGACCUUCUCAGCAUGCAACUCAACAGAAUUGCUAUCAAGUGCCCCAGAUGCAAUCAUCAUAUGCGAUGACACUUGGCCUAUUCGUAGCCAAUUAUUUAGUAUAAUUCAAUCACAGGUUGUUGGAGCCAUUUUUAUCUCCAAUGAUCCUGAAAUACUUGAGUUAGGAUAUGUUGCAUCUCCUAGUGUUGUGGUAAAUCCAAAGGAUGCACCGCCUGUGAUCAAACAUGCAAAAAAAAGUGCUAAGCCUACUGUCAGCAUCAAAUUCCAACAAACGUUGAUUGGGACAAAGCCUGCACCGGCUGCUGCUUUUUACACUUCAAGAGGUCCUUCGCCAAGUUAUCCGAGCAUCUUGAAGCCGGACAUAAUGGCACCAGGGUCAUUAGUUUUGGCUUCUUGGGCUCCCAAGGUUCCAGCCGGCCAAAUUGGCUUCAAUGUGCAGUUACCUAGUGACUACAAUUUGAUAUCCGGGACAUCCAUGUCUUGUCCUCAUACUUCAGGUGUGGCUGCCCUAUUGAAAGGUGCGCACCCGGAAUGGAGCGCAGCAGCAAUUAGGUCUGCUUUGAUGACCACGGCCAACCCCUUGGACAAUACCAACAAUCCAAUUCGUGACGAUGGUGAUAAUUUCAACUUCGCUUCGCCAUUAGCUAUGGGAGCAGGUCAGAUUGAUCCUAAUAGAGCGCUUGAACCGGGCUUAAUAUAUGAUGCAACCCCACAAGACUAUGUCAAUCUCUUAUGCUCCACUAAUUUUACCCGGAAGCAGAUCUUAGCCAUCACCAGAUCACAUGCCUACGAUUGUUCCAACCCAUCUUGCGAUCUUAACUAUCCAUCAUUUAUUGCCUUGUACAACGACCAUAACAAAACCAAGACAAAGGUUCAAACAUUUCAGAGGACCGUAACUAACGUGGGAGACGGUGCAGCUAGGUACAAGGCUGCUGUGAUUGCUCCAAAGGGUUCUAAGGUGACGGUCUCACCAGAGAUACUGAUCUUUGGGGAGACAUAUGAGAAGCAAAGCUUUACAGUGACUAUAAAAUACAAGGCGAAAAAGAAAGGAACUGUUUCAUCCGGUGCACUUGUUUGGAUAGAACAAAAUGGAAAAUACACUGUGAGGAGUCCCAUUGUAGUGUCACCUCUUGUUUGA